Messenger RNA from Mycena citricolor, 550 nucleotides. Lineage: Eukaryota; Fungi; Basidiomycota; Agaricomycetes; Agaricales; Mycenaceae. The record is from the annotation of a GenBank genome assembly.
CGCGUCCUGUCCACUCCCACAUGAUAAUCACAAGCUUGUUCAGGAACCAAUAGGCACCCGGAGAAACCUCGUCGCCUGGCAAAACGGGCCGGAUUGGCUGUACAGGACUGGCUGAUCAUAUCAUCUGCAUCUUCGACCGUGGGCUUAGCUCCGAUCCCACUGGAUGGACCGGAUUAGAUUACAGAGAAGGUCGCGGGCCGACUCAUCCUGGGCCGGGAGAUGGAUGGAUCGAUAAUCGCAUCGUUGCCUGGGAUUCGUUCAAGAUAAUGGAUCAUGAACGUUUGGAAGUGUCAGCUGUGCUGGGAAUUCGGAAUCAAGUUCCCGGCAUGGAAGGAAGAAAGGGAAGGAGGCGCCGAGAGCGCCAUCCUGCAUGGAACUUCCUCCAUGGUUCAUCCGAAAAUCUGACCUUCCCGUGGGGGUGGAUCUUGCAUCUCCCGGCUCGUCCGCUGGAUUUGAAAAGAAAAAACAUCCCGUUUUUCUCCGUUCGCCCCAAAGAAGCGCUGACAGACCGCGGAUGACUAACGCGCGAGGGAGAACUGCGGAGGUCCCG